Marasmius oreades (fairy-ring Marasmius) is the source of this 216-nucleotide messenger RNA. RefSeq lists its product as uncharacterized. The transcript has a single exon. Bases 1 to 216 code for a protein of 71 amino acids. NCBI's taxonomy places the organism in Eukaryota, Fungi, Basidiomycota, Agaricomycetes, Agaricales, Marasmiaceae. The record is from RefSeq and is a predicted model, not a curated record.
AUGGCCGAUCUGGACUUCGACAUUCCUAACUUCAACCACAAGAUCGAGUAUUUUCGAGAAAUGCUGGAAGAAGAAAGAUGUCCUAUCUGCAAUCCCAAACAUCACCCGGCCAUAGAACUCAUGCUCCGUUGCUGGGGGCGUGGCGAGCUCCUUGAACAAAACAUUGGCACAAUCGAGCUCACUCCGCCACGAGGUGUUCCUACCCACUCAAUCUGA